AUGUCUGCAAUUGCUCCAAUUACUGGUACUUUGAAGAAAAGAAUCCUAGCUGAUAUUUUCAUCGGUUUCGCCCUUGGUGGUGCUAUGGCAAGCUACUGGUGGUGGGGUUUCCAUAAAGAUGUGAUUAACAAGCGUGAGACGUACUACGCCCAGCUAGCAGAACAAAAGAAGCUUGAAAACUAA
Torulaspora globosa is the source of this 183-nucleotide messenger RNA. It is a transcript of the gene COX9, whose product is annotated as cytochrome c oxidase subunit VIIa. The record is from RefSeq and is a predicted model, not a curated record. The transcript has a single exon. Lineage: Eukaryota; Fungi; Ascomycota; Saccharomycetes; Saccharomycetales; Saccharomycetaceae. Bases 1 to 183 code for a protein of 60 amino acids. Gene Ontology annotation, biological process: mitochondrial electron transport, cytochrome c to oxygen.